AUAAACUAUUUAUUAUUACUCAAUCGUUGAUAUUUUUUUCAUCGCUAAUAAAAACUCGAAAUGCCGACGCCACUGGAGACGGACGGCUGGGCGUCGCAACGCACAGGCGUCUCUCCAGCGCACUCCCGUAACCCAGAUUCGAUUUUGCCAGUUCUCAUUCGAAGGUGUCCAAGGGAAAACAGAUCGUUGCAGGUGGGGAAAAGUCAACAAAAGAUAUCGUUUGCAGAUAAGGACAAUAUCGGAGAUGGAUACCGGGGAGACGCUGUUUUAAUUUCGUAUUUCUCUAACAUUGAAUGGUGCAAGUGCAACAACACCUGUCGAAAUGUAAAUUAAACCACAGGGACGAAACCUCACAAAACAUGGCCAAAUGCUCCUUAUUACCAGAUUUAAAUUUUGGCUCUUGGCUAGUCUCUUGUUAUGCUAUAUAGUGGGUGUGGUGAUUUUGUCGGCGGUAUCUUUACAUGGGUUCAAGAAAGCGAACUACGAACAAGGAAUAAAACCAAGUAUCCCGGACAGAGCUGUUAGCCAUCAACGAGUUCAGCCGGGUAGAGAUUCAAAAUAUAAUUUCGACUAUAGUGCGGGCGCGUUUCGUCCAGUUCUCAAAAAAUCCAAAAUCCAAUGGUGCUCCGAACUACAGUACAUGCACCCCGAUGAAGAUUUAGAGUUAGAUAAGAAACCAGUUGCCUUGGUUAGUUUUCCUGGCAGUGGAAACACAUGGCUGCGGUAUUUACUACAACAAGCUACAGGUUACUAUACUGGGUCAGUCUACAAAGAUUAUGGAUUGUUAAAAAAUGGCUUUCCAGCUGAAAGUAUAACCAACAAUUCAGUGUUAGUGGUGAAAACUCACGAAUGGGGUACUAAUGCUAGGAACAUGUUCUCUAAGGCCAUCCUAUUGGUCCGCUCGCCGGAAAAGGCUAUCCAUGCCGAAUUUAACAGACAAAGUGGCGGCCAUAUUGGAUUUGCUUCUCCAGACAGAUACAGGAGGACCAACGGAAAAUAUUGGCAGCAGUUCGUUUACGACAAACUUCACGGUUGGCAACAGCUGAACAUGGACUGGCUGUACAAUUUUACUGGAUCAACUCACGUAAUUUUUUACGAGCAACUGGUGGACAAGACGGAACACACGCUCAAGUCUGUGAUAAAUUUUUUGGGCGUGUUUGUACCUGCCAAAAAGUUCAGUUGUGCCAUUGAGAGAAAGGAGGGCAUUUAUAGGAGAAAGAGACGGAUUUUGAAUUUUGACCCUUUCACAACUGAAAUGCGUGCCCAAAUUAAAAGUGUCCAGGAAAAGGUUUAUGACGCCAUCUAUAAAACAGCGGCACCAGAAAAGCGUAAAAGAUGAUAAAAUUUAGUUAAAUAACUUAUUCUAGUCUCUUAUAUUAUCACAUUUUUUGAUGUGAAAUAGUAUUUUAUUUUAUUUAUACCUUGUUAAUUUUAGUGUUUUAUUUCCUUUAUACAUUGUCAUUUUUUUAAGUGUUAUUAUAUUUUUAUUUUUAUUAUAAAUAAUAUUGUUUCAUUUAGAUUGUUAUUUGUUAAAAUAAAAUAUUUGUUUGUUGCACGUUUUAAGAACAAUAUGUUACUGUUUGAAUGUUAAAUGUAGGUAGUUGUAUUGUUGUAAAUAUAACUGGAUAUUUUGUACUGUUUAGGUAAUUUAAUAAUUUAAGUAUAAAAUAAUAUUAAGAAAUCUACAUCAAAACUGACAAAUCGACCUUCCUAUACUUUCUAUGGGAAUCUAGUCAACUUUUGUCUAUUUAAAUCCGUUAAAUACAGGGUGAUUGUUUUUAUAUAGACUUUUUAUCAAGGUUUUAUCAUAUUAGUGACAGAAUAUUGUUUAUCCAAUUAUAACAAUAUAGCUGGUUGUGCAAACGUACCUCUAGUGUAAGUUUAACAUAUAGAAGACAUAAGUUGGUUUAAAAUUUUUUAUUAUUUAAGUAUAGAAAUCUUUUUAUUUUAGGAUACAGCAUACAAAAAUUGACAAAAUGAAUUUAUUAAUAUUUUACUUCAUAUAUAGAAGGGAGUAUACAAGGAAAUUUCAAAAGUAUGAAGAAAAGUUUUUGUUAAUUUUUGAAUUUAAUAAUAGUAAACUAAAUUAUGUUUUGUUUCUGUUAAUAAUAGAUGUAUGCAAUGCGUUAGUCUACUUGACUAAUUUAUUUAAAAUUGCCAGAAUGUAAAAGCUUUUACAAAAUACAAUAAUUUCUAACAAGUUUAAAUAAUCUUUUUUCCAUUUGUGUCAAAAUCUUUUGGACUUUGUGCUCCUUAAAUUACUUAAAUGACUUUUGUUAGGCAUAAUGUUAUUUAGUUCUUAAAUACCUAAAAAAAUUUGUUUGUGAUCUUUAUUUCGUAUAAUAAGAUGAAAAUGUUUAGCAUAAGAUAGAGAUAGGUAGAUAAAUAUAAGGUUAAAUUAUCAAACAUAAAUAUAUGUAUUACGGACAAUAAGUGUGUUUAGGUCAAUUUCUUAUUAUUUUUAGCAACGUACUGUAUAUGGCCUAAUGCUCUUACUUUUGUAUAAUAAAUAAUUGUACUUAAAUUCAA
Molecule: messenger RNA, 2529 nt
Organism: Sitophilus oryzae (rice weevil)
Lineage: Eukaryota; Metazoa; Arthropoda; Insecta; Coleoptera; Curculionidae
Product: WSCD family member CG9164-like
Exons: 6
Coding region: 368-1339 (323 amino acids)
Source: RefSeq, a predicted model, not a curated record